Molecule: messenger RNA, 1365 nt
Organism: Cataglyphis hispanica
Lineage: Eukaryota; Metazoa; Arthropoda; Insecta; Hymenoptera; Formicidae
Exons: 2
Coding region: 1-1365 (454 amino acids)
Source: RefSeq, a predicted model, not a curated record
AUGAGGAUCUUGCAAUUACGAAAAGAAAUCAUUGCAUUUAAAAACGAAAAUGAACUUUAUUUAACCAUGACAUGUAAUUUUUCAAGUCUGACACCAUCGGAAUUAAAUGAUUCGACGAAAAACGUGGGGAAACGAACGGAUGCACAGAACGAGUUGCAAAGAAAUUUUAAAGGAGACGAUUUACCAAACGGCACUGAUUUAUCCGCUCGUUUAUCAUUCACGAAACGUGCGCUGGAAAUAAAAGCGACGAACGAGGCGGUCGUAUUUAAAGAGGAUUAUCCGCGUGACAAUAAAUCAAUCGAAGAUGAUGAAUGGCCAAAUAGAUCGCGCGUGUCUGAAACGUUGGAAAUGUAUCGAAGAUCCAUUUCGGAUUCUGAAAAAUUUGGAAAAGAAAUCAGCGAGAGAUCGGGAAAGGUAAAAGAUAUCGGAGAUGUAAAAAUUUCAUGUGUUGCCGAUGAAAAAUUGAAAAGUCCCGACAAGCAUCAAAAUAAUAAUAAAGAAGUCGUUAUUAAUAAUAUGUACGACUGUCCUUCGAAUGUUACUACGUUAAAAAUUAAAAGGAAGAGAAUCUCCAGAGGCGUGCAGUAUUCUUCCUUGAUCGAGUGUCAAAAUCACGCCAAGCGAUUUCUUCUGGGCUAUUUCGGAUCGAAAUCGACUGCGAAGAAAUAUAAUUUGACGCGAAAAAUGGAAAGGAAGGAAACUUUAACGGAUAAAGAAGAGAAAUUUUAUAUCGGAUCACGAAACAAAAUGAACGAAUCGUUAGAUGCGACAACAAUUUGUAAUGAAUCUCACAACGUAAAAUUGAAUAAUACAGAUAUGAAAGAAGAGCUUGAAAAUGAUACGAAAAAAAUAGGAAAAAUUAUUUAUCCAAGUGAAAUGAACCGUAAAAAAUUAUUCAUACGAUUACAAAAUACAAAUGACACUGAAAAACGCAAAAAAGAUAACUCGAAGAAUCGUAAAGUGAAAAUAAAUCCUUUUGAAAAGUUGUGGCCGAGUAAAGCUUUAACGUGUAACAAUAAUCUAAAAGUACAGCAAAACAGAUCGCUAUGUAAUUUCAAUGUAGCUGAUGAUUCUGAAAAUAAUAAAAAGGAGACUGUUAAAUCCAAUUUCGAAACUAAUCGGAAUGAUGCUCGUAAACACGAGCAUGAUUCACAAAAUAAACAGAGUGUAAAUAUUUUAGAUCAUAAAAUAGAUUCGAAUGCACGGAAUGCAAGCGCAAUUGCAAAUUCUGAUAGAGAAAGCAUGGCGAAUAAAGUGAAAGAAAGAUUAGAUACGUGCAUCGUAGAAUUAAACGGAAUUAUCGAUGAUGCUUGUGUAGUAUUUGGUAGCGGAAAAAGCGUAGCGAGAACAGCUGAUCGAGUGUAA